Molecule: messenger RNA, 3425 nt
Organism: Gadus morhua (Atlantic cod)
Lineage: Eukaryota; Metazoa; Chordata; Actinopteri; Gadiformes; Gadidae
Gene: plod1a
Product: procollagen-lysine, 2-oxoglutarate 5-dioxygenase 1a
Exons: 19
Coding region: 141-2339 (732 amino acids)
Biological process (GO): peptidyl-lysine hydroxylation
Cellular component (GO): endoplasmic reticulum
Molecular function (GO): procollagen-lysine 5-dioxygenase activity; L-ascorbic acid binding; iron ion binding
Source: RefSeq, a predicted model, not a curated record
AGGAAACGGGGCUGGGUCUGUGGGACGGGGGUAACAUUGGUUCAACACGCAACUUCUGAGUCGUACACAUCUCUUCUCCCCAAAGACGCGGACACUACUGUCUACAACAAGCUAGUGGGACAAUAUCGGUCUCGAUUACAAUGAAAAUAGUAUUCCUCUUGGCGUUUAGUGCAUUGUUCAGCUUUGCCCAAUUGCCUCUGACAAGCUCCGAAGAGCAGAAAACUCCAGAAGACCUCCUAGUAUUGACAGUUGCCACCGCAGAGACAGAUGGCUUCAGCCGUUUCCUGAGGUCUGCAAAGCUCUUCAACUAUACUGUCAAGGUGCUGGGGCGCGGGGAGGAAUGGCAAGGGGGGGACUACAUGGCCCCCGGAGGAGGCCAGAGGAUACGCCUCCUCAAGGCGGCUCUGGAGGAGAUGAAGGAGGAGCAGGAGAAGACCAUCCUAUUCAUAGACAGCUAUGAUGUGGUGUUUGCCUCUGGGCCCAAGGAGCUGCUGAAAAAGUUCCAGCAGAGCGGGCACAGGGUGGUCUUCUCUUCAGAGACCCUCAUCUGGCCUGACAGACACCUGGAGGACAAGUACCCGCACGUCCGCGAGGGAAACCGCUUCCUGGGGGCGGGAGGCUUCAUUGGCUACCUCCCUAAUGUCAAGACGAUGGUCGCUGAUUGGACAGGAGAAGACCACGACAGUGACCAGUUGUUUUUCACUAACAUCUAUAUCAACCCAGAAAAAAGGAAAUCCAUAAAUAUCACACUGGACAGCAGAUGCAGAUUGUUCCAAAACCUCAAUGGAGCCCUUGAUGAGGUGGUGCUGAAGUUUGAGGACAGCCGGGUACGGGCCAGGAAUGUGCUGUAUGACACACUUCCGGUCAUCGUCCAUGGCAAUGGCCCCACCAAGUUGCAGGUCAACUACCUUGGCAACUACAUUCCCAAGGUGUGGACCUUUGAAACCGGCUGCACUGAAUGUCACCAGAACCUCAGACCUCUCACUGGGAUCCAGGAGAGUGAAUUUCCUCAGGUGACGAUCGGGGUCUUCAUUCAGCAGCCCACCCCCUUCCUCGCUGUCUUUUUUGAACGCCUACUGAAUCUUCAGUACCCCAAGAACAGACUGAAACUCUUCAUAUACAACCAGGAGAGCCACCACAAGAAGCAGGUGGACUCCUUCUUGGAGGGCCAUGGCGGUCUGUACCAGGACGUCAAGGUGGUGGGCCCAGAGGGAGCCGACACAGACAGCAUCUCCUCGCGCAACCUUGGCCUGGAUUUGUGUCGACAAGACAAACAGUGUAAAUAUUUCUUCAGCGUGGACAGCGAAGUUGUCCUGAAGAACAAGGACACGCUCAAAAUACUCAUCGAGCAAAACCUGCCCAUCGUGGCUCCCAUGAUCACUAGGCCCGGGCGACUGUGGAGCAACUUCUGGGGCGCGCUCAGCGCUGACGGCUUCUACGCCCGCUCUGAGGACUACGUAGACAUCGUCCAGGGACGCAGGGUGGGGGUGUGGAACGUGCCCUACAUCUCCAGCGUGUACCUGGUGAAGGGGGACGUGCUUCGCUCCGGUAUCCCUGACUACGACCUCUUCAGCUCCGACACGCAGGAUGCGGACAUGGCCUUCUGCACCAGUGUUCGCAGCAAGGGGGUGUUCCUGUACGUUACCAACAUGCACACGUUUGGGCGCAUCCUGUCUGUGGAAAACUACCAGACGAAGCACCUCCACAAUGACCUCUGGCAGAUCUUCGAGAACCCUGUGGACUUCGAAGAGCGCUACAUCCAUCCAAAUUACUCCCUCAUCAUGAAAAACAAGCUGAUUGAAACGCCCUGCCCUGAUGUGUACUGGUUCCCCAUGUUCUCGGAGGUGGCCUGCGACCACUUUGUGCAGGAGAUGGAACACUUUGGGCAGUGGUCUGGGGGUGGUGCCGUGGAUAAGAGAAUCCAGGGGGGCUAUGAGAACGUGCCCACCAUCGACAUCCACAUGAACCAGGUGGGCUACGAGAAGGAGUGGCACAAGCUGCUGCUGGACUAUGUGGCUCCCAUCACAGAGAAGCUGUUCCCUGGGUACUACACCAAGUGUGAGUCCAACCUGAACUUUGUGGUGAGGUACAAACCUGACGAGCAGCCCCUGCUGCGGCCUCACCACGAUGCCUCCACUUUCACUAUAAACGUAGCGCUCAACACCAAAGACGUUGACUACCAGGGUGGAGGCUGUCGAUUCAUCCGCUACAACUGUUCAGUUGAGGCACCCCGAAAAGGCUGGUCUCUCAUGCACCCUGGCCGGCUCACCCACUACCAUGAGGGGCUCCCCACUACCGGGGGUGUCCGAUACAUCGCCGUCUCCUUUAUUGACCCCUGAUCUGACCAGUUAGCAGAACACAUGCGGUGCAACUCUGCAGAAUUCUCCCUUUGGUGCUAAUUCCCAUGAUGAAGUUUAGAAGUAGAUACACAACAAGAUACUGUACGAUUAAAUUAGACAUACUUUGAAAUGGUUACCUUAAGUUCAGUUCAGGUGUAAAGUUUGAAAUGGUUACCUUUAAGUUCAAGUGUAAAGCAUAUAAUAUUUAAGUUUAGUAAUUAGCUUAGAGGUAGCUUUGGUAAUGGUCAUAGGGAGAAGCAUCAUGGGAGAUCCCACAGGAGAACUCUGUAUCGUUACACCCAGAAGAUGUCAGUGGAGGCAAAGGUUACACCACUUUUGCCUUAAAUUUGCUUUGAAUUGUCCCCUCUAGUAGUGGCUGUGAAUAUGUAUUUGUGAGCGACAAAAACUGCAGUUGUGCAGUUGGGAUGAGCCCGGAGUAUGUAUAUGUGUUUAGUAUCGUAGAAAUCCGGAAGUUUCCAAGACCAAAGUGUGCUGAGUGAGACCUCUGGCUGAAUUUCUCUCAGGAAAAAGGCAGUUCAGCUUAAUAAUUUAAUAAUACAACCCCCUAAUAAUUAUCCUGAAGCUUUGAGUUUGAUAAUAAGUUAACAGUGGCUUUCAGUAUUAUAGUCAAUCAUUUCUGUAAUUCAGGGUCCUCAUUUCAGCACAUGUACUACAAAGGUCCUGAGCGAGUUAUUCUGUCAUGGUAUCUUUAUUUAUUUUUUAUACGUGUGACGAUAUGCCAGAUAUCCGUGUUACAGUCAUGUGCAAUAUCCAGGACCUUUCUGUAAUUUUGAAUGUGGAAAUCAGGUGACCUAUUUCUCCUUUUAUCAAAGAUUCAGACCUCCACUGAGUUGUCAAAAGUCCUUAAGCCUUUUUAAAUUGUUCUGACUGUUCUUACAUAAAGUCUACCCCCCCCCCCCCCCCCCCCUCAUGUGCUGAAUUGUUAAUAAAAAUGUCACCUUAUGAAUGGUGCAAUCUUAUUAGCUUCUACAUAAGCUUCUACAGGUGCAUAUGUCAGUACUGGUGAAAAGCAAUAAUUCCAUUGUUGACACUCUGAAUUGAUAAUAAAGAAGCUAAUUGAGGAUA